ACAAUUAUUGGAGAUUUUCAGAAGGAACAGAAAAAAUUUGUCCAAGAACAGCAAACCAAGAAAUCAGAAGCAGCAGUGCCUCCCUGGGUAGACAGCAAUGAAGAAGAAACAAUUCAACAACAAAUACUGGCCUUAUCAGCAGAUAAACGGAAUUUUCUACGGGAUCCUCCAGCAGGUGUGCAGUUUAAUUUUGACUUUGAUCAGAUGUACCCUGUUGCAAUGGUGAUGUUACAAGAAGAUGAACUACUCAAUAGGAUGAGGUUUGAUCUCGUUCCCAAACACGUAAAGGAGGAGGUGUUCUGGAGAAACUAUUUCUACAGGGUGUCCCUAAUUAAACAGUCUGCCCAGCUCACCGCACUGGCAGCUCAGCAGCAAGCAGUAGGAAAGGAAGAGAACAAAGGCAGAGAAGAGGAUAGUCAACUGAAAGAAACAGUACGACCAAAAACACCGCCCGUUACAAUCAAGCCCCAAAUAAAGUCUCAAGAGGAUGAGGAAGAGAUUUCCACAAGUCCAGGUGUAUCGGAAUUUGUGAGUGAUGCUUUUGAUGCCUGUAAUCUGAAUCAGGAAGACCUAAGAAAAGAAAUGGAACAACUGGUGCUAGACAAGAAGAGAGAAGAGACUUCAGUAGUAGAAGAAGAAACUGCUGAUUGGGAAAAGGAAUUGCAGCAAGAGCUUCAGGAGUAUGAGGUGGUGACGGAAUCAGAAAAGCGUGAUGAAAACUGGGAUAAAGAAAUAGAAGAAAUGCUGCAAGAAGAAAAUUAA
Molecule: messenger RNA, 762 nt
Organism: Eurypyga helias (sunbittern)
Lineage: Eukaryota; Metazoa; Chordata; Aves; Eurypygiformes; Eurypygidae
Gene: SYAP1
Product: synapse associated protein 1
Exons: 7
Cellular component (GO): cytoplasm; synapse
Source: RefSeq, a predicted model, not a curated record